Molecule: messenger RNA, 2769 nt
Organism: Centropristis striata (black sea bass)
Lineage: Eukaryota; Metazoa; Chordata; Actinopteri; Perciformes; Serranidae
Gene: tmem53
Product: transmembrane protein 53
Exons: 3
Coding region: 160-1020 (286 amino acids)
Source: RefSeq, a predicted model, not a curated record
GUGUGUGUGGUGACGUAGUGACAGUCACCUAGCUGUCUGUCUGCAGCGUGUCUUCUCUCAGCUUGUUGGAGGUUUUAGCUCUCUGCAGCUCGUCUCUCCUCCUGGUGACCAGCAGCCAGAUGAACCGGCCGUCCAGCAGUUGAUCCUCAGCAGUCAGACAUGGCGGACGGUGAAAUAGAUUAUAACAUCGUGUUUCCAGAUGCGGGGACGUCUGAGAGACACUGGCAGGGGACAAAGGAGCCGGUUGUGAUUCUGUUGGGCUGGGCUGGCUGCAAAGACAAACACCUGUCCAAAUACAGCUCCAUCUACAACCAACAGGGAUGCGUCACUAUCCGUUACACAGCUCCGUUGAAGACGGUCUUCAUCUCCGAGUCGUUUGGCUACAAAGAGCUGAGCAGCACGGCCCUGAAGCUGCUGGAGAUCCUGUAUGACUACGAGGUGGAGAACAGUCCCAUUUUCUUUCACGUGUUCAGUAACGGUGGUUUCAUGCUGUACCGUUACAUCAUAGAGUUGUUGCACAGCGAUAAACAGUUCAGCUCCUUGUGUGUGAUCGGGGCCUUGGUGGACAGCGCCCCAGGUAGCGGGAACGUCCGCGGGGCCCUGCGCGCUCUGACGGCCACCCUGGGGCCCAAAAUAACCCCCGUGUUAAGGUACGUCCUCUUAGCGCUGUUCGCCGUGACUGUCUUCCUGCUGCGGAUCGUGCUGUACCCCGUGACCAAGUACAUCCACAAGAACCACUACGACGCGGUGCAGGAGAGGCCGCCCGCCUGGCCUCAUUUCCACCUGUACUCCACAGCCGACCAGGUGAUCCGCCACAGGGACGUCAAGGUUUUCGUGGAGACCCUGAAGCAGAAAGGCGUCCCCGUGGACAGUUUCGAUUUCGUUUCCAGCCCCCACGUCGGUCAUUUCCGGGAUUUUCCUGAGCAGUAUGCUCUCAAGUGCCGCAGUUUCCUGAUCCAGUGCAUGAAGGACUCUGAAGGGACUGAGAUGAAGAAGAGACAGAGGGUUCAGAAUCAGUGAAACUCUCAGGAGCUUGUGAAGAAAAUCAAACCGACUACUUUGUCUCUGUGGGGUCGUGCAUUCCUGCUAGACGGCUUCUAUUUGAGCUGACGAGAACAAGAUCUUGGAGAUGUUUUUCCGUCCCAGUGCACAUACUGUAAUGGGAAGGUUCCACAGCGGUUCUGCACCUACUCCAUGUGUGGAAAAGCCGUUUGAAACACUGUAAUUCACGUAGUGCAGGGAUGGGCAACUUAAAUGCUGGAGGGGGCCACAAUUUUUCAUGGACACUACCACAGGGCCACAUAUAGGAGCGUGAACUUAACCAGAUAUGAUGAAACUGCAAUUUUAAAUAUGUUUACAGUGCAGUAACUUAACAUAUUUCAUGCUCAAAUGCAUGUUUAACAGUAUAAAUAGGAAUACAAAAGGUUUGAAGCCAAUAAAAAAUAACCACUUACUGUGAUUUCUUUUUUUCAGUGCAAGAACAGCAGACCAACAUUAAUUUCAAGAAGUAAUUUUGUGCAUUUUUACACUACACUUUUAAGAUUUCAUGCUCAAAUGCAUGUAGUUGUACUGAGGACCACUUCAAGUAAGGGUGCGGUCCAUAUGUGGCCCCCGGGCCUCCAGUUGCCCAUCCCUGACAUCGUGUGUGGCACAGAAGCCUAACCCUGCCUACUCCAAUGUUUCUGCAACAGUUGCACUACAGGCCAAAAGUUUGGAAGCAAGAUCAAAUUUGUACAAAAAAAGAUCAUCAUUGCUAUACUUUGCAGCAAAAUAAUCAUGAUUAUUAUAUAAAUGUCACUUAUUAGAACAAGUUUUUGCUAUAAUUAUCAGGUCUUUAGGUUUUUACAGCUUAGACCUUGUGUAUCCCUCUUUCCUUAAUGUAUAAAUCUGAACUCUUGUUUCUUUUGUCGGAGAUAUGAACACAGUUGAGAUUUAUUGGGAUUUUUGUAUCAAAUUUUUUUAAAAGCGAAAGAGCUAAAGGGAAAAAUGCAAACUGUGAUUUGUUUUUGUUUUUUACUUUUGCACUGAGGUUGUGACUCCUGCAAAUCUUCUAAACCCUAAAACUUAUUUUCCUUUGUUGAUGUUUAUUCUGCAAUGGUCUGGUAACAUUAAUGUAUACCUAAAAGUAAAUUGAGGAAAAUGGUUAAAUUCAAUGAAAGUAAAGUCUGAUCAUGUAGUAAACAUCCAAAAAUCAAAAUGAUCCAUACUGGAAAACCAUUGUGAACAGAAAAUUUAAGUUGCUUCCAAACUUUUGGCCUGUAGUGUAAAUAUAUACCUUGUGUAAAAAAAUAACAAAACAAACAAUUGCUAUACACUGGAAAAUAAAUCCUUUAGGAUAAUUUAAAUGGUAUUUAAUAUUGCUGUGAAAUGUGAUGCCUUGUACAUUAGUAGUAGUGAUUCUAAAAACUGAGGUUGGGUAUUGGAUAAUAAUUUCUAUCUUCUAUUUAUUAAAUUUAUAAUGUAUUUAUGGAUUUAAAUCUCACAAUUUGUCAUUAAAAGUUGAACACAAGGGCGCUUACAGUGAAGGCAGCUCAGAUAUUCAUAAUUGUUUUUAUUAAUAACAAAAAGAAAAAUGUUGCCUUUAACAGCAAAUGCAUUUUUGUUAUUAGUUUUUUGGUCCAGAAAUUGUAGAAUACCCAGCUCUAAUAUGUGAUACACAAUUGUGUAAUUGGCAAAAGGUGAUAGACAAUGAAUGUAUAUGUCCAACACAACCAUUGUGUACUUUCUAACUGAUGUGCCUUCAAUAAAUUAGAAUGCUCAUUGAAAAAA